Messenger RNA from Rotaria socialis, 792 nucleotides. Lineage: Eukaryota; Metazoa; Rotifera; Eurotatoria; Philodinida; Philodinidae. The record is from the annotation of a GenBank genome assembly.
AUGAACGAAUCUGUUUUUAUCACAAAACAAUAUGCAUCUGGUCUUAUCUCGUUCGAUAUUCUCGACAAAUCAUCUCAUAUCGGAUGUAUUACAAUAAAUAAUCCGUCAAAACGUAAUGCGAUAUCAAUUACAAUGUGGUUAGGUUUAUCAAAUUUAUUAGAUGAUUGUCUUCUUAAUUAUAAAACUAUUCGUGUACUAAUAUUAACUGGCCAUGGUCAAAUAUCAUUCUGUUCGGGUGCGGAUUUAUCGGAAAAAGAUCCUGAAGAUAUUGACCAAGCAAUUCCAAAUCUACGCAUUAAAAUUCGUCAAUAUCCAUUGCCUAUUAUUGCAAAAAUCAACGGUUAUUGUUUAGGUGGCGGUCUUGCGCUGGCAAUGAGUGUGGAUAUUCGCAUUGCAUCUCAAAAUGCUCAGUUUGGUAUUCCAGCAGUUAAAUUAGGUUUAGCAUGUCCAAAAGAUAUAAUUGAUCGUUUGAUUCAGUUAAUUGGCGAAUCUCGUGCUAAAAUGGUCCUUUAUACGGGUGAUCGAAUAUCUGCUCAUCAAGCUCAUUCCAUAGGAUUGAUUCAAUAUCUAUGUCAUAAUCAUGAUGAUUUAGAUAAAUACGUAUUUGAUUUAGCUCAAAAAAUAUCAUCUAAUGCUCCACUGUCAUUACGUUCAAUUAAAACAAUGAUUGAAAGCGGAGACGACAAGUUAGCUAUACAAGCAGCAAUAGAUGCAUGUCGAACUUCUAAUGAUACUAAUGAAGGACGGAACGCUUUUCGAGAAAAACGUGAACCUCAAUUUCAAGGUUCUUAA